AUGGCGUCGAACCAAGCAAAGAACGGCGCUGUCGCCACGAACGGGUACAGCAAUGAGAAGUCUUCUUCUUCAGCUUCGUCAAGCCAGAAGAAGAAUGACUCUCCUGCCCCUGCUCACGACAAGAGUGAGGGUCUUGUGAAGAGUAUCAAGAAGCUCCGCCUAGCUUCCAAGAGACCUCUUCCAACAGAGAUGGGCGAUGGAUCGUACCGAAAUGUUCAGAAGCGUCCGGGCUUGAAGCAGGAUGUUCGUCGUCUUCGAGGAAAGGAUCUCAAGACGUUGUUCGAGAUUAUCCAGAGUAAACUCAAGGGUGAGACGCAGCAGGAUGACAAGACCAUGAUCAUGGAGCGAACGAUACAGCUCGUUGCGAACUUGAGCGAUCACUCCAAGGUCCAAGAAGCUUUGACGAACAGCUUCAUCGCACAGCUUUGGAACUCAAUUGAUCAUCCGCCUAUGCUGUACAUGGGAGACAAGUUCCGCUUCCGCCAGCCUGACGGAUCUUGGAACAACCCUUAUCUUCCUCAGCUCGGUGCUGCUAGAACACCCUACUCAAGAACAGUUCGUCCGAAGGGCAUGAGCUUGGGUGCUCAGCCUGACCCUGAGGCUAUCUUCGAGUCUCUCUUUGCCAGAGAUGGAUUCCGCAAGAACCCCAACAAUGUGUCCAGCAUCCUCUGGUACUGGGCCACUAUCAUCAUCCAUGACCUCUUCUGGACCAACCUGAAAGACCCAGACCAGAACGACUCAUCCUCUUACCUCGAUCUCGCUCCCCUCUACGGCUCAACUGAGAAAGACCGCGACUCGAUCCGUACAUUCAAGGAUGGUCAGCUCAAGCCCGACUGCUUCGCUGACAAGCGUCUCAUCGGCAACCCUCCCGGUGUCCCCAUCCUUCUCAUCAUGUUCAACCGCUUCCACAACCACGUCGCAACUAACCUCGCCGACAUUAACGAGGGUGGUCGCUUCAGCAAGCCUGGUGCUCACCUCGGCGAAGAAGCUGCUGCUGCGGCAUGGAAGAAGCGUGAUGAGGAGCUUUUCGAGACAGCAAGACUGGUCACCAGUGGAUUGUACAUCAACAUCACUCUUAUUGACUACGUCCGCAACAUCAUCAACCUUAACCGUGUUGACACUACUUGGACCCUCGACCCUCGUCAGGAGAUGGGUGUCUCAGUCGGUACUAAGGACCUGUCCGAGAGCGGUACUGGAAACGUCGUCUCAGCAGAGUUCAACCUGUGCUACCGCUGGCACUCGUGUCUCUCUGAGAUGGACGACAAAUGGGUCCAGGACUUCUACACGCAGCUCCUCGGUGAGAACUACGGUCCCAUGAACCUCCAGACCAUGAUGAAAGCUCUCAAGGCAUUCGAAGCCUCUGUCGCCGAUGAGCCUUCUGAGCGUACCUUCGGUGGCUUCAAGAGAGGCCCCGACGGCAAGUUCAAUGAUGAUGAGCUCGUUGAGGCACUCGCUACUGCCAUUGAACAACCUGGCGGUGCGUUCGGUGGCCGUAACGUCCCACGCAUCAUGAAGCCCAUCGAGAUGCUGGGUAUCAUGCGCGGUCGCAAGUGGAACUUGGCCGGUCUGAAUGAGUUCCGAAAGCACUUUGGCCUCAAGGCGUACGACACCUUCGAGGAUAUCAACUCCGACCCUCAAGUCGCUGACGCCCUGCGAAACCUGUACCAGCACCCCGACUAUGUCGAGCUGUACCCUGGUAUCGUCGCAGAGGAGGCAAAGACUCCUAUGUCUCCGGGUGUGGGUAUCGCUCCCACGUAUACUAUCUCCCGAGUGGUUCUCUCUGACGCUGUGGCCCUUGUUCGUGGUGACAGGUACUACACCACCGACUACCACCCGCGCAACUUGACCAACUGGGGUUACAAGGAGGUUGACUACGACCUCAAGAUCAACCACGGAUGUGUCUUCUACAAGCUCUUCCUGCGCGCAUUCCCCCAGCACUUCAAGGGCAACUCUGUCUACGCGCACUACCCCAUGGUUAUUCCUACAGAGAACCAUAAGAUUCUCACUGACCUCAAGCGCGUAGAGCGUUUCGACUUCAGCCGUCCCGCGCCUACAGCAACACGCAUCAACAUCGUGGGUUACAAGGCUGCCAAGUACAUCCUUGAGGACCAGACCAAGUACCGCGUCUGCUGGGAGGAGGGCCUCAAACACCUCAUGGGCGAAGGAGGUGGCCGCUUCAUGCUCUCGGGCGACACAGCAUUGCACGCUCAGCAGCGCAAGUGCAUGGGUCACCUGCUGUACAACGAUACCUGGCGCAACGCCGUCAAGUCGUUCUACGCCACAACGGCCGAGAUGCUUCUGAAGGAGAAGUCGUACAAGCUCGCGGGGAAGACGCAGGUUGACGUUGUGCGCGACGUUGGUAACGUUGCACACACUCACUUUGUCGCCAGAAUGUUCAACCUUCCCCUCAAGACCAAGCAGAACCCCAAGGGUGUCUUCUCCGAGCAGGAGCUGUACAUGAUCCUUGCUGUCAUCUUCGUGUGCAUCUUCUUCGACAUUGAUCCCGCAAAGUCUUACCCUCUGCGACAGGGCGCUCGAGAGGUCGCUCAGCAGUUGGGUAAGAUCGUGGAGAUGAACGUCAAGCUUGCCAACAGCGUCGGCGUCAAGGGACUCUUCACCAGCAAGCCCAACAAGAACGAUGACCCGCUUGCUGCGUACGGUGAGAACAUGGCCAAGGGCCUGAAGAAGGCUGGUCUGAGCACCGAGGAUAUCGUGUGGAGCCAGAUCCUGCCCACUGCUGGGGCUAUGGUGCCGAAUCAGGCUCAGGUGUUUGCUCAAACCCUGGACUGGUACCUUUCUCCUGCUGGUGAGAAGUAUCGCCCUGAGCUUCACCGCAUUGCGGCGCUGGAGACAGGCGAUGAGACAGAUGCUUUGCUUCUCGGCUACGCGAUGGAAGGUAUUCGCAUGGCUGGUACUUUCGGACUCUACCGUGAAGCCGCGGUAGCCGACGUCAUUCAAGAGGAUGACGGUCGUGAAGUUCCUGUUCAGCCUGGUGACCGAGUCUUUGUCUCGUUUGUCUCGGCUGCCAAAGACCCGAACAUCUUCCCCAACCCUGAAGUGGUCGAUCCUCGACGCCCUCUGGACUCAUACAUCCACUAUGGCGCAGGCCCACAUGCCUGUCUUGGCAGGGACAUCAGUCAGGUUGCGUUGACAGAGCUGUUCAGGGCAUUGUUCAGGAAGAAGGGACUUAGGAGAGUGGCUGGUGCGCAGGGAGAAUUGAAGAAGGUUCCCCGACCUGGUGGUUUCUUUGUCUACAUGACUGAGGACUGGGGCAGCAUUUGGCCGUUCCCUACAAGCAUGAAGGUUACUUGGGAUGAAUGA
Messenger RNA from Fusarium coffeatum, 3321 nucleotides. RefSeq lists its product as uncharacterized. Gene Ontology annotation, biological process: response to oxidative stress. Gene Ontology annotation, molecular function: iron ion binding; heme binding; oxidoreductase activity, acting on paired donors, with incorporation or reduction of molecular oxygen. The record is from RefSeq and is a predicted model, not a curated record. Bases 1 to 3321 code for a protein of 1106 amino acids. The transcript has 5 exons. Lineage: Eukaryota; Fungi; Ascomycota; Sordariomycetes; Hypocreales; Nectriaceae.